AUGGUGGAUGUUAUUUAGGUCGGCCAGUUUAACACAGCGUGGGUUCAGUGACAUACCCAGAAAACGAUGGAGAGUAUCGUGGAUAGUUUCACCGACCUGGACACAUCACAGAAAGUACUGUAUGUUGUCGGAGGUAUUGUCGCAUCAACCGUAUCGGUCGUCGGCCUGAGGAAACUAUGUUUCAAGCAGAAGGCGAAGGAGUAUCCCCGAGAUACGGUGAUCCUUCAUCAGAUCGGUAGAGGACCUUACGCCCCCAGCAUGACGCCGUUUGCUGUGAAGCUGGAAACCUACCUCCGGAUGGCCAGGAUACCCUACCAGAACGUCCACGGGCUGAAAAUGUCAUCUAAGGGCAAGGUCCCCUGGAUUGAGUAUAAUGGGAAGGCUGUGGCGGAUUCGACAUUAUGUAUUGACUUCCUGAACGAAAAGCUGGAAGUGGACCUCCACCAGCACCUGAGUCCCCGGGACAAGGGUGCAGCUAUGGCAAUGCAGGUCAUGACGGAGGAACAUCUGUACUGGUUCCUUGCUGUAUUCCGCUACCAAUAUGACAACGACAAAACCUUUAUUAAGCAAACGUUGAAGAUAGGAUGGUUUGUUGUACGGAUUGCCAAGUAUAUGGUUGCAAAAUCAACAUGGUAUCAAGGUUUGGGUCGCCACACAGAAGAGGAAGUGACACAGAUGUUUAAGAAGGAGCUACAGGCUCUUUCUGACUUCAUGGGGGAGAGGAAGUUCCUGAUGGGAGAUGAACCUUGUGAAUCUGACUGCGCGGUGUUCGGACAACUGUCUCAGCUGUACUGGCAUUUUCUUGGAACAGGGCAUGAAAAUCUCAUCAGAGACAAAUACCCAAACCUGGCCGCCUACUGUAACCGUAUGAAGGAAACAUUCUGGCCUGACUGGGACCAGUGCAUCACUCAUGGUGGAACAAAGGAGGCAACCAAGUAAAGGGAGACAACACGGUGUGGACAUUUGCACCACAUUAAUUUUAUACCCUGUUUCUUUAGUUUUAUGAUGGGAGUCCAAAGAUACCUGGUAUAUAGAUAUAGUUCACCCGGAUUACUGACUGACCAUAAUGGAUAAUGUCUCACAUCAGCUUUAGUUCCUUCGCCUUUUCACAUGGUUAACUAUUUUCUCAUAUAUUUCUUGUUUAUCUAACCGGUGAAGGUCCGGGUUAGAAUGAACCUUCAGUAACUCAUGCUUGUCGUAAGAGGUGAUUAAUGGGAUCGGGUGGUCAGGCUCGCUGACUUGGUUGACACAUGUCAUCGGUUCCAAAUU
This is a messenger RNA of Haliotis rubra (blacklip abalone), 1269 nucleotides long. RefSeq names its product failed axon connections homolog. NCBI's taxonomy places the organism in Eukaryota, Metazoa, Mollusca, Gastropoda, Lepetellida, Haliotidae. The transcript has 6 exons. The record is from RefSeq and is a predicted model, not a curated record. Bases 67 to 939 code for a protein of 290 amino acids. Gene Ontology annotation, cellular component: cytoplasm.